This is a messenger RNA of Rosa chinensis, 4748 nucleotides long. RefSeq names its product disease resistance protein RPM1. Lineage: Eukaryota; Viridiplantae; Streptophyta; Magnoliopsida; Rosales; Rosaceae. The record is from RefSeq and is a predicted model, not a curated record. The transcript has a single exon. Gene Ontology annotation, biological process: defense response to other organism. The coding region runs from base 790 to 3636 and encodes 948 amino acids. Gene Ontology annotation, molecular function: ADP binding.
GGUCCAAACCUUUUAGAAGAAUAUACUUAUGUGGUGGUUGAUGAUUUGGUACAAUUAAAAUAACCAGUUGAUUCGCUUAAUCAAUGGUUUAGAUUGACAAUUUGAGCAAAAUAAAUUUGACAAAUACUGGUAGUUCGGAGUUAGGACAAAUGCAAUAAUGCAUCUUAAUAUCUUAUACAAGGUGAGGAGAAGAGACUGAUUCAGAACAAUGGACUGAUUCAGACAGACAAUUGAGUUUGAUUGGAGUGGAACAAAAUUCCUCUGUAUAUUCUAAAGCUUGGCUAAUGAUGCGAGGAGAUUUGCAGAAGUCGGAAUAAACUUUUCUUUUCGUCCAGGUUAUUAGUUAGUCACAAAACAAUGCAUGUGAUAUGAUUAUCAGUUAUAAGUUUGACUAAGAAACAAAAAAAAGAACAUAAAAAUCAUGGUGGCCAGAUAUUCAAUUAUAUACUGGCUUUUAAAUCAAAAUUGCCAGCUACCUUACCGAGGAAGAAAAAGUAGAAAAAUCAAGGAAACCACAAGGUAAUGAGAAAUCUGAGAAUAUGCAGGUAUAGAAUACUAAAUGAGCAUCUUGACCAUUUCUAUAAGAUGGUAUUAAACCAUUGGAUAUUAAGUAGAGCCAGCUAUACCAUAUUGCGCCAACCAUUUCUUUAGCACCAGUUGACCCUGAUGCUAGUUGGUUUAACAUAUUAAUUAUCAACCCAAGUAUCCUACAGAAACCUUUUCUACCGAGCUCUAACAUAUUUUCUUUGAAACACAACAACGGACCUAAUAGAUCUAUCAAGCAAAGAAAUGGCUGAAAGUGUAGUAACAUUUUUAGUUUUCAAGCUUAAGACGUUACUCGAAGAAGAGGUGAAACUAUUGUCAGGGAUCCAAGUACAGGUCCAGGAAGUGGUUGAUGAAUUAGAACGCAUCCAGGCAUUCUUAAGGGUUGCUGAUGCAAAGGAAGACAGUGAUCCUCAGCUGAAAGUGUGGGUUGAUCAAGUCAGAGAUGUGGCUCAUGAGAUGGAAGAUGCCCUUGAUAAAUUCAGGCAUUCCUAUUCACAUGAUCACGGUCAUGGAUUCCGAGCUUCCCUUCAUAAGCUUUCUUGUAUCAUCAAGAAAUGGAAAGCUCGCAGACAAAUUGCUGCUGAUAUUGAAGGCCUAAAAUAUAGAGUCACGAGUCUCUCAAAGGGGCAAGAGAGAUACAAAUUUGUUGAUCAAGCUGGCUCCACCUCUAGUCGUCAGGUUCAACAUCAGUUCUAUCGAGGGGAUGCCAUUUUACUAGAAGAGGCUGAGCUGGUGGCAAUCGGCGAUCGGAAAAGGAAACUUUUUGAGUUGCUUAUGAAGGAAGAAUCCACACGCCAGGUGGUUCCUAUAGUUGGGAUGGGAGGACUGGGAAAAACUACCUUGGUAAAGCAAUUGUAUGAGGAUGCUAAAGUCAAAAAGCAUUUUAAGGUACAUGCUUGGAUCACUGUCUCUCGAUCAUUCCAGAUGAAUAAGCUUCUUAGACACAUGAUCCAUCAGAUCUUCGACGUUAUCAGAAAACCAGUUCCUCAAGAUGAAGAAAUUGAAAGCAUGGACGACAACCAGCUAAGAGAGAGAAUUAAAAAAUUGCUGCAGCAUAGUAGGUACCUGAUUGUUCUGGAUGAUCUAUGGAACAGAGCAGACUGGGAUGCCAUCAAUCAUGCAAUGCCAAACAACAAUCGUGGUAGUCGAGUAAUGCUCACUACUCGCAAUGUUAAUGUAGCCUCUGCUUCUUGCUUGGGGAACCUUGAGAUGAUCUACCGUUUAGAACCCUUAUCUCCGGAGGAUUCUUGGACUCUUUUCUGUAAGAAGACAUUUCAUGGAGAGUCAUGCCUUCCAAAUUUGGAGAAAUAUUGUCGAAGCAUCUUAAGCAAAUGUGGAGGACUACCCCUUGCAAUUGUCGCAAUCAGCGCUGUUCUAGCUACAAAAGACAAGACAAAUGUAGAUGAAUGGACUGCUGUUUAUGGAAGUAUUGGGGCUGAAAUUCAGGAAAAUGACCAGCUUGACAAUAUGAAAAAAGUGCUGUAUCUCAGUUUCAGUGAUUUACCAUACCAUCUGAAGUCAUGUUUCUUGUAUCUGAGCAUCUUUCCUGAUAUCUACAAAAUUGAUCAUAUGAGAUUAAUUCGAUUAUGGUUAGCUGAAGGAUUUAUUAUGGAAACUGAAGGAAAGACACCAGAAGAAGUUGCACAAAGUUACCUUAAGGAGCUAUGGGACAGAAGUUUGAUUCAAGCAACAGAAACAGCAACUGAUGGGCGAGUUAAAUCCUAUCGCAUCCAUGAUCUUUUACGAGAAAUUAUCAUUUUAAAGUCUAGAGAGCAAAAUUUUGCAGCAAUAGUGAAAGAGCAAGGCACAAUGUGGUCUGACAAAGUUCGGCGACUAUCAAUAGUUAAUACAUUGCAGAAUGUACAAAAGAAGAGGACUCCAUCUAAACUUCGCUCUUUGCUCAUCUUUGGGGUAGAAGAUUCACUAAAUGAAUUUUCCAUACCAAAAUUGUUUCCAACAGGUCUUCAGCUGCUAACUGUAUUAGACUUGCAAGGUGCACAUCUACAGGUGUUUCCAAAAGAGGUUGUGAAGCUGGUUUUUCUCAAGUACCUUAGCCUGAGGAAUAGCAAGGUGAAACAAAUUCCAAGCUCCAUCAAGAAGCUUAGAAACCUAGAGACUCUCGACCUUAAACACUCCCAUGUUGUUGAAUUGCCUGCUGAGAUUUUGAAUCUCAAGCAACUUCGCCAUCUCCUGGUGUAUCGUUAUGAAGUUGAGUCAUAUGCACGAUUUAAUGCCAAAUAUGGAGUUAAGCUUCCUGCAGGAAUAUGUAGCUUGCAAUAUCUCCAAAAGCUUUGUUUUAUAGAGGCAAAUCAAUACAGCGGCGCUUUAAUGUCAGAGAUAGGGAGAAUGAAUCAACUAAGGAGGUUAGGCAUUUUGAAGUUGAGAAAAGAAGAUGGGGUAACCUUAUGCUCAUCCAUCCAAAAGAUGACAAAUCUUCGCUCGUUGUCUGUAUCUUCUGCAGAGAUGGACGAGUUGAUUGAUUUGAGCUACAUGUCCUGUGCUCCUGAGUUUCUUAGGCGACUGUACUUGACAGGUCGUUUAGCAAACUUACCACACUGGAUUUCUUCACUUCAAAACCUGGUCAGACUGUUUCUAAAAUGGAGUCGGCUGAAGGAAGAUCCUCUAGUACAUCUUCAGGGUUUGCCAAAUCUGGUACAUCUUGAACUGCUACAAGUUUUUGAUGGAGAAAGCUUGCAUUUUGAGGCAGGAGGGUUUCCAAGACUGAAGUUAUUAGGCAUUGAUAAGUUAGAUGAACUUCAAUCAGUAAGCAUAGAUAAGGGAGCAAUGCCUUGUCUAGAAAAGUUAAUUAUUCAGCGAUGUGAAUCAUUGAAGAAGGUCCCAUAUGGCAUUGAGCAUUUAAACAGGUUAAAGUUGCUUGAGUUUUUUGAUAUGCCAAAUGAACUAAUCAUGCUUCUACAUCCAGAUGGUGGAGGUGAUCAUUGGAAAGUCGCUCAUGUCCCGGCAGUUUACUAUUCCUAUUGGAGAAAUGAUGGGUGGGAUGUCUACUCAUUAGUCAAUGAAGGGGAGAGUUUUAAUACAGGUACUUCGGCUGUGAGGAAGCUCUUUCGUAAUAUAUUAUGGAAGGCAUAGUAUAAUUUUCUUAUUUUAAGCAACUGCAUAGAGUCCUGGAAGCAAGAUCUGAGCCUCUAAGGACUGAACUUCUACCACUGCACGUCUGCACCUAUCCGAAUUGUUUAAUUUCUUCUAUUCUUUAUGCCUUCCAAAUAAUUCUUUUGUUCAAGAUAUGGUUAAUCUUUUGAAGUUGCUAGUAGCUGAAUUUUUUACUGUAGUUUUUCUUGUUGUAACAAUUUUAGAAUAUAGAGAGCGAGUUUCUCCCUUAGUUCAGCAUUUUUCAAUGAGGACAAACAAUGCUUAGAAAAUCCAAACGUAAUGACCACCGAUGUUACCGAUCUAUAUUAGCAAAACUUCCAGUUGACAAAGCCAUAAUUACAAAACUGAGCAAAUUUCCAAUAACAUUUUGCCACUGUUACCAUUACUAAUGCUCGUUGUUCAGCAGGGAAAGUGGGACCUUGGUUUUGGCUUCUGAAUAAAUGGCUCUAGAUUUAAUGAAAAGUGCCUUUUUUUUUUUUGGUGGUUCUGUAAAAGACAUCAAGCUGCAGAAAAAAUGAUGGAACCAGAUGAAUGGGUUUGACUGUCAAUGUUGAUCUGAAAGGAAAAAAAAACUCAUUCGAAUAUUCUAAAGCUUAGCUAAAGGUGUUAUUACGUAUUGAUGAAUCAGUUAAACUUCGGUUGGUUAAAAUGGACCAGGAAGCAAUGCCUCAUCUAGAAAAGCUAAUUAUCCAACGGUGUGAGUUGUUGAAGCUAAUUAUUCAAUGUGCCAGUUGUAGUAAUCACGCCUCUAUAUCCAGAUGGAAAAGAUCAUUGGAAAGUUGUCCAUGUCCCAGAAGUCUAUUAUUCCUAUCAGAGAGGUGGCGAUUGGAAUGUCUGUUCAUUAGUCAAUGAAGGGUUUAAUUCGCGUACUUCUGCCAUGAGAAGGCUUGAACGAAAUACUGUAUGGAAGGUGUAGUUUCAGGUUCUGCUUAUAAACACAUGUAAAGAAUCCUUGCAAGCAACUUCUGAGGAUUGAACUUCUACCACUGUAUCGAUCUGAAUUAUUUAAUUUCUCCUAUCUUUUUGCCUUCCAAAUAAUCGUCGACUGUUAUUCAGGAAAAAACGCCUAAAGUUGUUUGUAGCUUACUUUU